GGACAAAUAUUCCUAAUAAGGUAAAGUACUAUAAUACUUUAGAAGACUGCAAAUAUGGAGAGAAAUACCUGGAAAGAAGUCAAUGUUAAAUUUCUUUAAAAUGUCUGUUAAAUAUAUGAUUUUAUGAUUUUGAGUAAUGUCUUUUUUACACGUUCGAAGUUUUUAUAUCCGCUUUUAUAAAGAAACAAAAUAUCAACGAUAAGAACUAUUUAGGUAUCUUUUUUAAUCUCUUAGCGCUAUAUAUUCUCUCUUAUAUUAUCCAAUUUUUGCUCUUUGUCUCUCUCUCUCUCUCUCUGUCUCUCUUGUAUUUCAUGUUUUUUAGAAUUAUUGCGUAAAAAUUUGUAAUUAAAAUAUUAAUUAUGCAAUAAUCAUAUCGUCACUGUCGAUCAAUAAAAACAUUAAUAUACAUGAAUGACCUUCUUGACUUUAAAUCCAGACUUCAUUAUUUCUAUUAUUGUUAAUGGCUAUAACAAAAUUACAAAUGUAAAAUAUUAUUUGUCGCUUUUGUGGUGGGGCUUACGAAAUUAAUAUUAAAUACUUAUUUCCAUUAACUUUAAAUGUAUUUCUUUGCCCACUUUAGUCAUUUAUAAUCUUUUAGAUAGGCAUUAUAUUACUCGUUAUUGCUUCUUUUAUGUAUCUAGUGAGAAUAAAACUAAUGAUUUAUUAUUUUUCUUUCUGAUUCUAAAAUGGAUUUAUUAAAAAAAGUAUAUCAAUAUAUCGUAGGAUACGAGGACCCACGAGUAAAAGAUUGGAUAAUCUAUUCACCUUAUACAAUCGUAUUUAUUUUAUUAUGUUAUUAUUUCUUCGUUUUCGUGUUUGGACCGCGGUAUAUGAAGAAUAGAAAUCCAUAUUCGUUAAAAACUUUUAUUAAAUAUUACAAUAUAUUUCAAAUUAUAAUGAACAGUUUUAUUGUGUAUAAAUUAAUAAAGGGCGGUUGGUUUACCAGCCUUUCGAUAUAUUGCGAACCUAUCACUUAUAGUACGGAUCCUGUCAAAUUAGAGUUGUUAAAUGGCUGCUGGUGGGCGAUGUUACUAAAACAUAUUGAUCUAAUAGAAACAGGAGUAUAUGUGCUCCGAAAGAAAAAUCGACAGAUUUCAUUUCUGCAUUUGUAUCACCAUAUCUCAACAGUGUUCAUCGGUUGGAUGUUUGGAAAGUAUUAUUCCGAUGGAAUGGGCACAUUUAUUCCUUUAGUGAAUUGUAGUGUACACGUGAUAAUGUAUACAUAUUAUUUUCUUAGUACAUGUAAUUCAAAUAUCAAAAAUUUCACUAAUCAAUAUAAAUUUUUAAUUACUAUCAUUCAAAUGAUACAAUUCAUAAUAUUGAUUUGUCACCUCAUGCAAACGCUUUCACCGAAUUGUAAUUAUCCUAAAAUUCCUGGUCCGAUCGUAAUUUUUAAUUGUUUUAUUAAUUUCAUAUUAUUUUAUAAUUUCUACAAGAAAAACUAUUUAAUUGGGAAAGCGAAACAGAAUUAAAUUAGUAAAUAUUGCAUAUUUACCUAUCUGAAUUAUGUAAUAUGAAUAUUUUUUGAUAGGAUAUACAAUAAAUAAUAUUAUUAAUAUAUAUAUAUAUAUAUAAAUAAUUAAAAUUAUAAAAUAUAUUAAAUAAUAAAUAAAGAGUUCAAUUUUUUAUUUGUCUGCGAUUAAAUAUGACAAAUGAUAUGUCUCGAAAGGAUAAAUUAAAGAGAAAUGUAAUAGAUAAAUAAGCAUGAAAUCGAACGAAUCGAAAGAUGUAAUAUAAAAAAUAAUAAUUUCAAA
Molecule: messenger RNA, 1754 nt
Organism: Vespa velutina
Lineage: Eukaryota; Metazoa; Arthropoda; Insecta; Hymenoptera; Vespidae
Product: elongation of very long chain fatty acids protein 1-like
Exons: 4
Coding region: 687-1472 (261 amino acids)
Biological process (GO): fatty acid elongation, monounsaturated fatty acid; fatty acid elongation, saturated fatty acid; very long-chain fatty acid biosynthetic process
Cellular component (GO): endoplasmic reticulum membrane
Molecular function (GO): fatty acid elongase activity
Source: RefSeq, a predicted model, not a curated record